Molecule: messenger RNA, 1269 nt
Organism: Ziziphus jujuba (common jujube)
Lineage: Eukaryota; Viridiplantae; Streptophyta; Magnoliopsida; Rosales; Rhamnaceae
Product: cyclase-like protein 2
Exons: 7
Coding region: 99-950 (283 amino acids)
Molecular function (GO): arylformamidase activity
Source: RefSeq, a predicted model, not a curated record
UACUAUAAAACAUUCGAACCAAUCGAACCCAAUCGAACCAAUUCUCUCUAUCUGGCAAGAACCUAUCAGAUUUCUCAAUCUCAACCAAAGUCCCAACCAUGAAGAACAACAACACUAAUCACAGACCCAAUCUCUUUCUGUCACUCUAUGGCGCGCUUCUCUCGUUACUCGCUUCCAUCGCCGCCUCAUCGCCUGCCGACCUCGCCUACCCCUCAGUCUCCGGCGUCGAUUCCGGCCACUGUUCACUUCACGAUGAUGGUCUCCACCCUGUACGGAAGGAAGUGUACGGAAAUGGUAGAAUAUUUGAUAUCACACACAGGUACAUCAUGGACAUGCCCAGCUGGGACUCCGAGGACGGGCUUGGUGAUGAGUACCUCAGGCUCCCAAGCAGCAUGAAGAACGGCUCUCUUUACAACGCUUCCGAGAUGAAGUUCAGUGUUCACUCCGGCACACACGUCGACGCGCCUGGACAUGUCUUCGAUCACUACUUCGACGCCGGUUUCGAUGUCGAUACUCUUGACUUGGAACUGCUUAAUGGUGCUGCUUUGCUUGUUGAUGUUCCGAGGGAUAAGAACAUAACUGCGGAAGUGAUGAAGUCCUUGAAUAUUCCCAAGGGAUUGCGUCGUGUACUUUUCAGGACCUUAAAUACUGACAGGAGGCUUAUGUGGAAAAAAGAGUUUGACACAAGCUUUGCGGGGUUGACUAAGGAUGGAGCGAAAUGGUUGGUGGAGAAUACAGAUAUCAAACUUAUUGGAACUGAUUACUUAUCCGUUGCUGCCUAUGUUGAGGCAAUUCCAGCUCAUCAUGUUCUUUUGAAAGACAGGGAUAUCAUUCUGGUUGAAGGUCUAAAGCUUGUUGACGUCCAGUUAGGAAUGUAUUCUCUUCAUUGCUUACCCUUAAGGUUGCUUGGUGCUGAGGGAUCACCUACAAGAUGCAUUCUCAUUGGAUAAAUAAUCUUCUGUAGCUGGAAUCCUUACUGUUUCAAGGAGUUGUGCGAAAGACAACUAUACUGGUGUAAAUUUGAUAGCCUAAUAGUACCCAACUACAUGGGACGAGAGGGAUAAGCAAAUGAAGAAAUAAAAAGUUUUAGUACAAAAGUUAGCAGCUUAGCUUUUUAUAUUGUCGCAAAAUGAACAAAAUUAUCAUAAGAAAUGGUCUAAAAUGAUGGCAACAUCAACUGACUCUACAUAUACGUAUAUAUGUGUCUGUAUGUAUAAGAAUCAGUUACCAUUGGAAGUUAAUAUAUAGUUUUACUGUUCUAUGUUUCCA